Pseudo-nitzschia multistriata is the source of this 2801-nucleotide messenger RNA. Lineage: Eukaryota; Bacillariophyta; Bacillariophyceae; Bacillariales; Bacillariaceae. The record is from the annotation of a GenBank genome assembly.
CGACAACCACAAGGGCGCAAGGAGGGUAUAUUCUCUGUCCMAAAAUCCGAUCUAGCAUGGCAGCGAUAAAGCUCCUGCUUGCAGUCACGGGUAUCUUCUCCGGUGUAUACAUUUACAGCGAUGCCUUCAUUUUUCACCAUCGUCACAGAGCAGGGCUUCGGCUGCAACAGCAGCGAACAACACAUGCGGAUCGAUUGCCGCCGGCGACGGCUACAGCACUCACGACCGAAUGCGAAUCUACCAUGGACGCAGCGGAGCGAAAGAGCUUUACGGAGAAGCUUCUGGGUCGUCUCCAUCGGAACGAUACCACGCCCGUAGUCGUCGAAGGAUACGUGACGUCCAAACGAACGAUCGGAAAGAACCUCGCGUUUCUCGACUUUCAGGUCGACCACGACGGCUCUGGCGAAAAGGACAGCGAUCACAACCUGUGCCAGGCUCUGCUGCGGAGCGACAUCUAUGACGGACCUUGCCACGACGGCUACCGUCGCUGCCUCUUGAAAGGGUGCAAAUUCAGGCUGACCGGGGUGGCGUCGUCCACGAGAAUACCGGGGAAUGUUGUCUUGAUGCUGACGUCGAUGGAGCUUCUGGCGUUGCCCCACCAGUCGCAGCACAUCCAGAUUGUCUUGAAACUCGCCACAGAAGGAGAUCUUCCGUUCGACGAAGUGGUGCGGGCGUGUUCCCCGGCCCAAAAGAAUCACGGCGACCGCGACCAGAGCAUCCGGCUGGAACUCGAGGAGUGCCGUCGUCUGUCGUUGUCACCCAGAAGCACCGACGGCGACAAGGACGAUCCGCUUGCCGAAAUGGCCGGACGUAAACGAGUGAGCCGGCGAUUGAAGCGGAUCUCUAAGGAAAUUUUUGCUGCGCUGCCACACGAUCCACAAUAUCCGGUCGAAGCCGACCAAAGAGCGCUAUCCAAGGAGGGAAAUUUCAUGGUGCCCCCGGUUCCGAGCAAGUGGCAAAAAGUCCCAGAGCUGUUGCAGAGUGAAAUAGAGAAAUCAAAACAUGCCAAAGGCGAUCCGACAGGAAUCAUGGCAAAUGUUGAAGAGGAAAGGAGUGUGAAGGAAACCCUUUCUGAGAUCACCAAGACAACCAAAAGAGACGGUUUACAUAUGGGGGACCCCACCAUGAGAGUAUCGGUCACUGCAUGGGUGCAGAACAGGCGUCGGUUUCAAGGUAAUGUUACGGUCUUUUAUCUCGUAGAUGACAUGGACAAUCAGUCGUUUCAGAACCAGAAUCCACUCCAGGGCAACAUUAUGACAGAUUCGUUGGAUCGACUUCCGUGUUUACUCCACCCUGAUGCUUUGUCAAAAAAUGGCCUGCACGAUUCAAAUAUGUACCAAAACUUAAUUGCGAGUGGAUCAAAAGUACGCAUCGAAGGCCUGACUGUGCACUCGGAUGUUGACAAAAACAACAACAAAAACAAUGGCAACGAAGACAAAGGAGGCAACGAGGAAAAGCAAGCCUCGGCCCCGCUUUUGUGGGUUCAAAGCAUCCGCUUGGUGCGGUCCACGUUUCGCUCCGUUACUAUCCGUCAUCUUUUGGAUCUCCUCUUCGAGAAACGGAUCGAUCCAAGCGAAGCUUCCGAGGCAUUACUAAUUCCAUAUGAAGAAGCAAAACAGCUUUCCCUACAAUCCGAUGCAACGGAACGCCAAUGGAAGGCUAAUUUACUCGCUGUUCAAUUGCAAAAAGAACUGUCAUCCAACAGCAAAACGAUAGGAAGAGUGGAUCCACUAUUGUUGGAAGUGAUGGAAAAGUAUAGGUAUCUUUCCAAAAUACACCCCGUAAUUGCGACUGGCAUUGACGACGAAAUAACCACGGGAGAUGAUGAUAGCAAUAGUGAUAGAGUCAAGAGAGAUGCGCUAGAGAUGUCUUUGGGCGAGAAUGUGAACAGCAAGAACGUCCAGAGCAACGGACACAAUAAUUUAAAACGUGGUCCACGAGGUAUGCCGGGGAGCAAGUGGCAAAUCAAGAAAAAACCACAGCUUGAAUGGAUGAGCAGACAGAUUCAAAUGGUACUGGAGUCACAUCCAGACUUCAAAAAGCGGGAGCUCACGAUUCUCGACAUCGGUGGAGGCAAGGGGCAAUUAGCCAAUCAUCUCGGAACAAAACUGGGACAACACGUCAGAGUCCAUGUUGUGGACAUUUGUCAGGGCGCUGUGAUGAAUGGGAAGAAGAAGGCCAAGCGGCUCGACCUUCCCGUAGAUUUUCAGUUCGCGGAUGCGAGCAACUCAAAUUUGUUGGAUGCCGUGGAUGCAGACGUCGUCGUAGCCCUGCACGCAUGUGGCCACUUGUCGGAUGUCGCACUGAACCAUGCCAUUCACCGCCGUGCUGGAUUUGUGAUUGUCCCCUGCUGUUUCAAUUCCAACCCCCAUCUUAUGAUCCCUGUCAGCAAGAAGAACACCCUGACGAAGGUCCAGGAUUGGCUGGGAUUGCCCCCUGGUGACUGGUCCGCCUUGAAACUCCUUGCCGAAGUGCAAGACAACAUCCCACUUGCGAGCGAGGCAAUUGGAAUCAUUUGUGCCAUUCGCGCCCAAGCUGCAAAAAAUAAAAUGGCGAUGGAAAAGAAAGACGACUCGAAUGAAAGUGCUGCGUCUAGGGUCGUCGACCAAGACCGCGAAAUCACGAUCAAGAGCUUUCCAAUCCAAUAUUCCACAAGGAAUACUGUACUUAUUGGAAAAUGUUCAUGACUUGACGGACUGACAUCCAUACUUGCGGGCAGUUCUUUCGUGAUGCGAUGAGUUAGUAACAACCACAUCGGCUAGAAAAUCAAGUUUAUCUGUGCAUAAAUUUAUCCAACCAUU